CCGCUGCUGCUGCUGCUCCAGCACUCGUUUGUCGGCCUCUUGCUCGCCUCCUGUCUGCUUUCGCGCGGCGCUGAGAACGGUGGUGGUGGAAGAAGGGAAGGGGACAGAAUUCGACGGUCAUGGCGGGAACGGGUGUGUUCGCGGAGAUCAUCGACGGGGAAGUCUACAAGUACUAUGCCGACGGGGAGUGGAAGAAGUCCGCCUCCGGGAAGUCUGUUUCCAUCAUCAAUCCCACCACCAGGACGCCUCAGUACAAGGUCCAAGCAUGUACGCAAGAGGAGGUGAACAAAGUGAUGGAUGCUGCAAAGGCAGCACAAAAGUUGUGGGCGCGGACGCCGCUGUGGAAACGGGCGGAGUUUCUCCACAAGGCGGCUGCGAUCCUCAAAGAGCACAAGAACCCCAUAGCCGAGUGCCUUGUCAAAGAGAUCGCCAAGCCUGCAAAGGAUGCUGUCACUGAGGUGGUAAGGUCGGGGGAUCUGAUAUCAUACACCGCAGAGGAUGGAGUUAGGAUUCUCGGAGAGGGCAAGCUCCUGGUCUCGGACAGUUUUCCUGGUAAUGAGCGCAGCAAGUACUGCCUCAGUUCCAAGAUCCCUCUUGGUGUUGUGUUAGCUAUCCCUCCUUUCAACUAUCCUGUAAACUUAGCAGUCUCCAAAAUUGCCCCUGCAUUAAUUGCCGGCAAUGCCCUCGUGCUCAAGCCUCCUACUCAGGGUGCAGUGGCUGCUCUUCACAUGAUACACUGUUUUCACCUUGCUGGUUUUCCGAAAGGCCUGAUCAGCUGUGUUACUGGCAAAGGAUCUGAAAUAGGCGAUUUUCUAACGAUGCACCCUGGAGUAAAUUGUAUAAGCUUUACUGGAGGUGAUACUGGGAUUGCCAUUUCAAAGAAAGCUGGAAUGAUCCCUUUGCAGAUGGAACUUGGUGGCAAAGACGCGUGCAUCGUGCUUGAAGAUGCUGAUCUUGACUUGGUUACCGCAAAUAUAGUGAAAGGAGGUUACUCUUACAGUGGUCAAAGAUGUACAGCAGUCAAAGUAGUUCUAAUCAUGGAAUCAGUAGCUGAUGCUGUUGUAGAGAAGGUGAAAGCUAAAAUGGCAAAUCUAACUAUUGGUCCACCAGAGGAGAACUGUGACAUCACUCCAGUUGUGUCGGAGUCUUCUGCAAAUUUUAUACAAGGUUUGGUUAUGGAUGCCAAGCAGAAAGGAGCCACAUUUUGCCAGGAGUACCGGAGGGAAGGAAAUCUCAUUUGGCCAUUGCUACUCGAUCAUGUCAGACCUGAUAUGAGGAUCGCUUGGGAGGAACCGUUUGGACCUGUGCUGCCUGUGAUUAGAAUCAGCUCUGUCGAGGAAGGUAUUCAUCAUUGCAAUGCCAGCAACUUUGGCCUCCAGGGAUGUGUGUUCACAAAGGACAUCAACAAAGCGAUAAUGAUCAGUGAUGCUAUGGAGACAGGAACAGUUCAGAUAAAUUCGGCACCAGCUCGAGGACCUGACCAUUUCCCUUUCCAGGGUUUGAAAGAAAGCGGCAUUGGAUCGCAAGGCAUAACUAACAGCAUCAAUAUGAUGACAAAGAUAAAGAGCACGGUUAUUAACUUGCCAUCUCCAUCUUACACCAUCGGUUGAAAGAUCUCAUAGACUAGUUUAGAUGUUCGAUAAGCAGUGAGAAAGACUAAUAAAUCGGUUUGGGUUGAAAGAUCUUGUGGAGUAGUCCACAUGUUAAAUAAGCUUGAGAAAGUUUGUGUGUGCUGUGAAAGCUCGAUUGUGCUCGAUUCUUAGUUUUAAUCUGAGAUGAAAAAGAUUGUAG
Molecule: messenger RNA, 1791 nt
Organism: Musa acuminata subsp. malaccensis (wild Malaysian banana)
Lineage: Eukaryota; Viridiplantae; Streptophyta; Magnoliopsida; Zingiberales; Musaceae
Product: NADP-dependent glyceraldehyde-3-phosphate dehydrogenase
Molecular function (GO): lactaldehyde dehydrogenase (NAD+) activity
Source: RefSeq, a predicted model, not a curated record